GAAUCAGUUAGUGACAGUCGGUAAUGAAGAAUGGCUUUUUAUUGAUCUUAUGUAUAUAGUAUAUGUGCAUCUGGAUUCUGUGAUGUUUAUGUAUGUGUCAUCAGUUCUGAGAAUGCAUCUGUAAUGAUAUAUACAAAAUAUAAUUUAAAAUAACAAAUUAUAUUAUUAAAAUUUUUUUAUUACUGUGAAAAUAUUGAACUUUUUGAAUAUUUAUAGAUUUAUAGAACUUGUUUCUGUAUCACUAUAAGUGUUAGCCAUGUAAAAGUUUUUAGACAGAAAUUGAAAUAAUGCAAACCUAACCCAAUUAAUAUUCUUCUAGUGUUUAAAUAUUUUACGUAAAUUUAUAAUUGCUAAAGUUGAUAAAAUGAUUGAAGAAGAAGACAAUAAUCUAAACAAAUCUACCAUGAAUCUUUCAGAUAGUAGCGAAAACAUUCCAUCAAAUGAUAAUGAAAUUGAACAGAAGACAAAUGUCACAGAUUUUACUGAAAAGUCUGAUAAAGAAUCUGUUUUAAUAACUUCAACUAAUCAACCACAAGGGUUUUACAAAGAAAAACCUAAAGUAACUUAUACGAAAGAUAAUGAUGAUAUUGAAGAAUUUGACACAGAUGAAGAAGAGGAAGAAAAAGAUAUUUCUAAAAAUUCAAAUUCAGUUAAGCAAAACUAUUCAGAUAAUAUCACUUACGAAGGUGAUAAAUGUAUAUACACUGAGCCAGGAACUAAUAGGAAAUUGGUUUGGAAUGCUGAAGAAAAUAAGUGGAAUGUAGAUGAAUUAUCAAUUAAAAAUGAAAAUGUAACUGAUGUCAUGAAAAAUUACAAAUACGAUGGCAAAAAUUAUGUAUAUACAGAUCAAACAACAAAUGUAACAUACAAAUUUCUAAAUGAAACAAAUGAGUGGGUGAUGAAAGAUGAUGAAGAUCUUAAAAAAGAUGACAGUAAUGACAACAAAAGUGAAAGACAAAAUCCCCCAAAUCAAUCACUAGGUCAGGGUAUAUAUGGGUUUGAAAAUGAUACACACACAUACACAGAUCCAAAUGAUGGUUCUACAUAUUUUUAUGAUCGUGAAAAAAGUGCUUGGUUUCCAAAGGUGGAUGAUGAUUUUAUGGCUAGGUACCAGAUGAAUUAUGGUUUUACAAAUUUUGGUAGCACAGAUUCUAGUGCAGACACAAAGAGUCAGUCCAAUCCACCAGAACAACCGAAAGUAAAUAAGUUAACUAAAGAAGAAAAGAAGGCUGAAAAUAAGAGAAAAGCUGCAGAACCUCCAACAUGGUUUGAAAUUGAUGAGGCUCACAAUACCACUAUUUACAUAUCUAAUUUACCUCUAGAUAUCACAAUAGAAGAGCUUAAAGAAUUAGUUUGCAAAUGUGGAUUACUUGCUCGAGAUGAAAAAGGAAAAGAUAAACUUAAAUUGUAUACAGAUUCAAAUGGAGAAUUGAAAGGUGAUGCUCGUUGCACAUACAUAAAGAUUGAGUCCGUAGAUCUCGCAUUAAACAUUUUAGAUGGAUGGCAAGUAAGAGACAAAAAGAUAUCAGUUCAGAGAGCGAAAUUUGAGCUUAAAGGACAGUAUGAUCCAUCUAAAAAACCUAAAAAGAAAAAGAAGGAUAAGGAAAAGCAGAAGAAAAUUCAGGAAAAGUUACUAGACUGGCGUCCAGAUAGAAUGCGUGGGGAGCCACUUAAAUCUGAGCGCGUUGUCAUCAUCAAAAAUCUUUUCCAGCCAGAAGAUUUUGAAAAAGAUGUGACGCUGCUUCUAGACUAUCAGAAAGAUGUGAGAUCCGAGUGCGAGAAAUGUGGCGAGGUCAAAAAAGUUACUAUCUAUGAUAGACACCCUGAAGGCGUAGUGCAAGUAAACUUCAAAGAAGUUGAAGAAGCUCAAGCUUGUAUAAGAUUACUUCAUGGAAGAUGGUUUGGACAGAGAAGAAUAACGGCUGAAAUAUGGGAUGGCAAAACCAAAUACAAAAUUAAAGAGACAGACGAGCAAAUUGAAGCACGAUUGAAAAAGUGGGAUGAAGAUUUGGAAAAGCAAGAACAAGCUGAAGAACAAGCUAAAAAGGAUGCCGAAGAAAAAACAAAAACUGCACUAGUACAGUCUCAAAUAACCACCGUCGCUGAAGCAGUUUAGUUGAAAUAAUAUCUAAACUAAAUUUUAAUCCUUAUUGAUUGAAUAAUUUUGUUAUGAUUAUUUAACUUUACGCUUGACAUUUCUUCAGGUAAGAUGCAAGCAUAUUUUACAAUUUUUUAUUAUACAUAUACUUUCCUGAUUCGUAGAAAUUAUAAAAUGAAAAACACAACAUUAUUGUAAUUGGUAUAUUUUCAUAAAUAAGGUAUGUCGAGACUCAAUGAUGUUCAAUUCUUGAUUAAAUUUGUUACUUCAUUUUGUACAUUUAUUUAUUAGCAUCUUUUAUUCAUUUAACAGUCUUUUACUGAUCGUCGAUGAAAGUAUAAAAACGCUCCUUUUAACUGUAGAUAAGAUAGGUAGCGAUACAAUCAAUCAAUGGUAUCCGAAACAAAGUUACUAUGCGAUAUAUAGUUUGAACAAAUGAAUUAAAUAAUUGAUGUAAUUACGAAUUGUAAAGUUUUACAAUAAAAUGCAUGAAUGCAUAUUAUGAUCUCAACAA
Phymastichus coffea is the source of this 2612-nucleotide messenger RNA. RefSeq names its product HIV Tat-specific factor 1 homolog (gene barc). NCBI's taxonomy places the organism in Eukaryota, Metazoa, Arthropoda, Insecta, Hymenoptera, Eulophidae. The coding region runs from base 365 to 2116 and encodes 583 amino acids. Gene Ontology annotation, cellular component: U2 snRNP; U2-type spliceosomal complex. Gene Ontology annotation, molecular function: RNA binding. Gene Ontology annotation, biological process: mRNA splicing, via spliceosome. The record is from RefSeq and is a predicted model, not a curated record. The transcript is spliced from 7 exons.